Dendrobium catenatum is the source of this 2046-nucleotide messenger RNA. RefSeq names its product serine/threonine-protein kinase STY13. Bases 627 to 1796 code for a protein of 389 amino acids. The transcript has 6 exons. The record is from RefSeq and is a predicted model, not a curated record. Gene Ontology annotation, molecular function: protein kinase activity; ATP binding. Lineage: Eukaryota; Viridiplantae; Streptophyta; Magnoliopsida; Asparagales; Orchidaceae. Gene Ontology annotation, biological process: protein phosphorylation. Gene Ontology annotation, cellular component: plasma membrane.
UCGUACUUGCAUCGCUGUUUCCCAUUCGCAAAACUCCAUCUUUUUUUUUUUUUUGGGUCGACGUUGAAGGUGAUAUCAUCUCUCUCGUAUUUCUUCUUACUUUUGGCUUCUCUUUCUCUUUCUCUUUCCUUUCCUUUUGUCGUUAUGCUGAAUGCAGAGGAAAUUGGGUUCUUUUGAGCAAUUCCGGUCAGUGAAGGUGGAUUUUUUUUUUCUUUUCUAUGAUUUGUUCGACUGGGGUUUAUUUGAAAGGUUCUCGCAUGGCGCAUUUGAGCUUUUGUCUUUGUACUGGCAUUGUAUACUACAUUAUCUAUUCUUUAAUUUGAUAUUUCAGUUUUUUUUUUUCAAUUCGUUGAAGGAUUGUUUGGUUCCUCAUACGGUUGCUGAAGUUGCCUUAUUUUUUACGUUCCUAAUUUCCAGCUCUAUAUUGGGCUUCAUCUGUUCGUUAUUUUCAGUGAGGGAAUUCUCUGAAAUUAAGAGAAUUUAGGGUUCACUUUCACUCCUAGCAUUUUCGCGCAGUGAAAGAAAUCUCAGAAUCAGACAGCUUUUCUUACUUUUUUUUUUUUUUUCUGUUUCUUUGAUUGGGAACGAUUUUGCUCGAGUGCUUUUAUUUGGUUUAGUCCUUGAAAAUGGAUUCCAAUGGAGAGGAGAAGGCUGGGUUGAUGGGAACUGAAAUUGAGGUGAAGGAUGGGGGCUUUCGGUCUAAAUUGAAAGCUCUUGGUAGCUUUGGUAGAAAAGACAUGUUUUUUAGAGCAGAUAAAAUUGAUCUUAAGAGUUUGGAUAUUCAACUAGCGAAGCAGCUGAAAAAUACUUGGUGCAAGCAUAAGGUUGAUAUGCCUGGGAAUCAAUGGGAGAUUGAUUUGUCUAAGCUUGAGCUAAGGUAUGAACUGGCAAGAGGGACGUAUGGUAUAGUUUACAAAGGAAUUUAUGAUGGUCGAGACGUUGCAGUGAAGUUGAUGGACUGGGGAGAAGAUGGAUUUGCUAGGAAUGCUGAAACUGUUGCUCUCCGGGAAACAUUCCAGAAGGAGGUCGCUGUGUGGCAUAAACUUGACCAUGCAAAUGUAACCAAGUUUAUCGGCGCAGCAAUGGGAACCAAUGAACUCAAAAUUCCACAGAAGAAUCCAACAAGCAAUGGCAACAAAUCUCUUCCGGCUCGAUCAUGCUGUGUUGUUGUGGAAUAUCUUCCUGGCGGGACAUUAAAACAAUUCCUGAUAAGAAACAGUAGGAAGAAGCUUGCUUACAAAACUGUAAUAAAAUUGGCAUUAGAUCUUUCUAGGGGAUUGAGUUACCUCCAUUCACAUAAGAUUGUUCAUCGUGAUGUCAAAACUGAAAAUAUGUUACUGGAUAGGAAUGUAAACCUUAAAAUUGCUGAUUUUGGUGUUGCUCGUGUUGAGGCACAAAACCCCAAGGAUAUGACUGGUGAAACUGGAACUCUUGGUUAUAUGGCUCCAGAGGUGCUUGAUGGUAAGCCUUACAACAGAAAAUGUGAUGUAUACAGCUUCAGCAUAUGCUUGUGGGAGAUUUAUUGCUGUGACAUGCCAUACUGGAAUCUUAGCUUUUCUGAAAUCUCCUAUGCUGUUGUUCGACAGAAUAUGAGGCCAGAUAUCCCCAGAUGUUGUCCAAGUGCAUUGGCAAACAUUAUGAGGAAAUGUUGGGAUCCAUGUCCUGAUAAUAGGCCUGAAAUGGAUGAGGUUGUGGGGCUUUUGGAGGCUAUCAAUACAAGCAAAGGUGGUGGUAUGAUUCCUGAUGACCAAGCCACCAAAUGCUUAUGCUUAUUUUCUUCCAACCUGAGACCAUAAUUCUCUUUCAGUUCUAUACUCUACUCCAGUUGUUUUUUACUGUAAAUUAUGAGAAGGUUUUUAUUUUAUUUUUUGUAUUUGAAUUUUGUUCAUUACCUUCAACUCUGAUCCUAAAUUUUGUUUUCUUAUUAUAUCAGGCAAUUUGAAUGUUAUCAUUGUUUCUUCAGCUCUUUAUUUUGCUUUCAAUGUAAUUUAUAGUUUUUUUUUGCCAGUCAAGUGGCCGGAAGGACCAUUAAUUAUGUUAUGCAUU